Messenger RNA from Lactuca sativa (garden lettuce), 585 nucleotides. RefSeq names its product RNApolymerase 14 kDa subunit (gene RPC14). The record is from RefSeq and is a predicted model, not a curated record. Gene Ontology annotation, biological process: transcription elongation by RNA polymerase I; transcription by RNA polymerase III. Gene Ontology annotation, molecular function: protein dimerization activity; DNA binding. Gene Ontology annotation, cellular component: RNA polymerase I complex; RNA polymerase III complex. NCBI's taxonomy places the organism in Eukaryota, Viridiplantae, Streptophyta, Magnoliopsida, Asterales, Asteraceae.
GCGGAAGUAGAAUUACUUUUUCUUUAUGGUAAGUGGAGACCAGUUUUGAACUUUUUAUGUAUCUUCCUCUUUACACGCUUUUAAAAUUUUAAUUUCAUUACUAGUAAUUCUGACUUAGGGUUUAUCAGAGUGUGCAGACUUUCGAAAAUCUCAGAUUUUUAGUCCAAAAAUGGAACACGGAUCAUAUCAGGAUCUAUCAGCUUCAACACAUACCCUGAAUGAUGAAGAUCAUACACUAGCAAACUCUCUUAGAUUCACUCUUAACCAAGAUCCAAGAGUUGCACUCUGUGGAUACAGUAUUCCUCAUCCUUCAGAAGCUAAAGUAAACAUAAGAGUCCAGACAACAGGUGAUCCAGCAAAGGAAGUAUUGAAAGAUUCAUGCCAAGAUCUCAUGAUGAUAUGUCAGCAUGUUAGGAGCACUUUUGAGCAAGCAGUUGCUGAUUUUAAGAACAAUGAAGGCUCUGAAAGCCAGUAAACGAAGAUCUUAUUACUGCCCUCUGUUUGAUUUAACAUUGAUCAUAGUCUUAAGGGGUUGUUAAUUUUUGAUUUAAUGAUCUUAAUGGGUUAAGAACUUAAUUUGAACAA